Messenger RNA from Schistocerca serialis cubense, 1146 nucleotides. RefSeq lists its product as uncharacterized. The transcript is spliced from 6 exons. Bases 1 to 1146 code for a protein of 381 amino acids. Gene Ontology annotation, molecular function: protein binding. Lineage: Eukaryota; Metazoa; Arthropoda; Insecta; Orthoptera; Acrididae. The record is from RefSeq and is a predicted model, not a curated record.
AUGGGGCUGGACCAACUGGCACCAAUGGUUGAGGUGAUGAUGGUGAGGGGGCCGUGGAGGCAGCCUGAGGGAACUGCAAGCUGUGGCAGUGGACCCGAGGCCAGAGAUGGACCAGUUCCAGGCUCUGGGAAGUUGCAACCCCAAGGCACCACACAUGGAGAAGGCAGCCACUGGGACAGAGGCAUCUCCACAGCAGUUGCCAAGCAACUCAAAGCAAAGGGUGGCGGUGCGGGCUGCAGUAACUGGGGCCACACCCAUGAAAUGGAUGAACAUGGCCAGAGCAUGCUCCAUUUUGCUGCAGCAAGAGCACAUGGGCGUAAUGGAUUAUUCCAGCUCCUGCAGGAGACUGGUUUGAAUGCUGGCUAUAGGGAUGAAUUGUAUCGCACAGCACGAGAUGUUGCAAUCCAGGCUAAUAUUCCUGACAAUAUUCAUGACAUUGAUAAGUGGGUCCUUCAUCUUGCUGCAAAUGGAGAAAGGGAGAAGCUUAUGGAACUUCUGCUAGAGGGUUAUGAUCAUAUACUUGAUGUCGAAAAUGAUGAUGGACUAUCAAUAAUUGAGGUAGUAGCAGAAAGUGAACAGCCUGAGACAUUACAAUUUUUGCAGUCUAUAUCUGACUUUGAGGAAAGAAGAGAGGAGCUUCAUAAUGCCGUACGUCAGGGGAAUCUUUUGAGAGUUCGUGAGCUUCUUGAAGCAGAUGAUGCAGAACUUCUUGCUAUUGCAAAGAACAUAUAUGGUCGAAGCAGUCUGCAUAUAGCUGUGCUGUGUCAAGAUGAAGAGAUCACACAGUUUCUGACUGAUAGAUUUCCUGCAACACUGAAAACCGGAGAUAAUCUUGAAAGGACUGCAUUACACUAUGCAAUGGGUGUGGAAAAAGUUGAAGAACUAAGUACAUUCCUCAUAAGAGCAGGAGCCAGAAGAAUUGCAAAGGAUCUGGCAGCAGUGGAAGGAGGCCAGGAGCUGGCCAAUAUCAAGACGAAAGGUGCCCAAGAGACAUAUUGGGUCACCAACGAUGAUGGUGUUGGUUUUGAAGAGAUUUGCAGAGUCCUACAGAAUUCUGGGGAUGAAGAUUUUGCUGUGAGAUGUGGCAAGUCUGGUGAUUUGACCUUCGUUGACACUGGAUCAAUGAGGGUGCUCCACAGCUCAUGA